CGUAAGAGUUUAAGAAUCUGUCCUUAUGUUAGCAAAAUAGCCACCAAGUCGGGUGUAAUGACACAAAAUGUCCGACGCGCGGCGCGAGGCUUUCGUCUUUCGGCAAACUCCCGACACUAACCGAAAACAGCCGAAGAAUUCCGAACGAGAAGCGGCGCUAUCCGGAACAUCCGGCAGCUUAAAACAUAAACAGCAAUGGCGGAAGCAGCUGCAACGUCCACAGCGGCCCCAGCGAUCUCAGGAGGUUGGACCAAACACGUAACCUGCAGAGGACAGCGCACCAAAAGUGUCCUUUGCUUGGAAUGUAUUUUAUCUCCGAACCCGUUUAGCGUGAAUAUUUUAGUCGGAUUUCUGGCAAGGACAAAAAAAAAAAACCAAAUACGGUUGUCAUUUCUGCCUAAGUUAUGGUGUCUCAUGUCAUCGAACAGGUUCGACCAUCACAAUCCAUCGCAAGACGAGCUGCAGACGCCUGAGCCUUUGCCUUCCACCUCUCGAGCCAGCCAGCCCGAUCCGGAGCUCAGUGGGCCGACGCCCGGCCCAGGGGCACAAGAUUGGGUCAACGCCGCCGAGUUCGUACCGGGGCAGCCGUACUGUGGACGCGUGGAGUCGGCCAACGCGCCGAGCUCGGUGCCCCUCAUCGAGGAGUUUGACAGCGAGGCGGCGCCCGACGACAAAGAGCUGAGGAAGCAGCUGUGCCCGUACGCCGCCGUGGGCGAGUGCCGCUACGGCCUCAACUGCGUCUACCUCCACGGCGACGUGUGCGACAUGUGCGGCCUGCAGGUGCUCCACCCCACCGACAACGACCAGCGCUCGGACCACACCAAGGCGUGCAUCGAGGCCCACGAGAAAGACAUGGAGAUCUCGUUCGCCAUCCAACGCAGCAAGGACAUGAUGUGCGGCGUGUGCAUGGAGGUGGUGUUUGAGAAAAGCAACCCGAGCGAGCGCCGCUUCGGCAUCCUCUCCAACUGCAGCCACUGCUACUGUCUAAAGUGCAUCCGCAGGUGGCGAAGCGCCCGGCAGUUUGAGAGCAGAAUCAUCAAAUCGUGCCCGGAAUGUCGAAUCACAUCCAACUUCGUCAUCCCGAGCGAGUUUUGGGUGGAGGAUAAGGAGGAAAAGCAGAAACUCAUCCAAACGUACAAGGAAGGCAUGGGGGGUAAACCGUGUCGAUACUUCGACGAGGGCCGCGGAACGUGUCCUUUCGGCUCCAACUGCUUCUACAAGCACGCUUUUCCUGACGGGCGCCUGGAGGAGGCGCAGCCUCCGCGGCGGCAGACCGGGUCCAACAGCAGGAACAGGAGCUCACGACACACGCGCCUCUGGGACAUCCUGGACGAGCGAGAAAGCAGUUACUCGUUCGACAACGACAACGAGGAGAUGGUCACGUUCGAGCUGAGCGAAAUGCUCCUCAUGCUGCUCGCCGCCAGCACCGACGACGAGGUGACCGACUCCGAGGACGAGUGGGACUUGUUUCAUGAGGAAUUGGAUGAUUUUUACGAAAUUUACCUAUAGCUGCACCCCGCCCCCCGCACCUACCCACAUAUCACCCAAUCCCUAAUAUAUAUAAAAAAAUAUAUAUAUUAAACCCUAGAAUGAACUGUCUCGUGCGAGUGAUGGACAGUAGCCCCGCCCCCUCCUCUCAACUUCUUGAAUUGUGGCAGUGCCUUUAAGCAGGCCAUUAAUAAAUGAACUUAAAAAAAAAAAAGUGCAUUUGUGCUUUAAAAAAAAAAAUCUAGAUCCCGUGACUUUUGCCCCUUGUUGUCCAAGCAAAAAAAAAAAAUUGCGACGGGCAUGUCAGAAGAUUUGACCCUUUUUGAACCCACCCCCCCUCCUUCACCUUUGUUAAAGCUGUUUAUAGCUUAUAUAUUGUGCUAACUAUUAAUCAUAGCCACGUUCCUGAUGUACUCAGUAUUUACUGUCCAGCCAUGCCUUUUUUUUUUUUUUUUUUUGUUCCUUCAACCAUCAAAAGGCGUGACGAUCACUCGGCUUCACUAUUGGUUUGUUCAACCUCCUCCCGAUCCGUUUUGCACCUUAAGUCACCGAGCAGCUCACAGGCGAAUAUGAACUUUCAAUUCCCCCAAUCCGAACUGACCCAUUCAUUUCAUGAAGUGCAAUAUUCUACUAUCUACUGACUUUAAAUGUUGUUUGGAAAAAAAAUAAAAUUAAAAAAAAAAAAAAAAACAAGAAAAAGAUGGGGAGGGAGGCAGCCCUUCCUCAGAUCCGGGCGAAAAAGUACAACGGGGGAUGGGGGGCGGGAAUAGGGGCCACACGUCGGCUUUACCCGCCGUAUUUUUAUCCUACACAUUUGAACUGUACUCGUGAAACGUUUCUCCGCGCCCCCCCCACCCCCACCCCGCCCACUCGGUAGCUGGUUUCAACCUGUCCCAACUCUGUUGGAAUGCAUAUGUUUAUACUGAAAUGUGUGUUUUCUAUGUUCCGCGGCCAUCCAUCUUAACUUGAAAAAUUAAAAGUUUAUUAUCAAUA
This is a messenger RNA of Hippocampus comes (tiger tail seahorse), 2481 nucleotides long. RefSeq names its product makorin, ring finger protein, 1 (gene mkrn1). Gene Ontology annotation, biological process: protein polyubiquitination. The coding region runs from base 196 to 1509 and encodes 437 amino acids. The record is from RefSeq and is a predicted model, not a curated record. Lineage: Eukaryota; Metazoa; Chordata; Actinopteri; Syngnathiformes; Syngnathidae. Gene Ontology annotation, molecular function: metal ion binding; ubiquitin protein ligase activity. The transcript has 8 exons.